This is a messenger RNA of Tupaia belangeri chinensis (Chinese tree shrew), 2146 nucleotides long. It is a transcript of the gene LMNTD2, whose product is annotated as lamin tail domain containing 2. The transcript has 15 exons. Gene Ontology annotation, molecular function: structural constituent of chromatin. The coding region runs from base 140 to 2146 and encodes 668 amino acids. The record is from RefSeq and is a predicted model, not a curated record. Gene Ontology annotation, cellular component: lamin filament. NCBI's taxonomy places the organism in Eukaryota, Metazoa, Chordata, Mammalia, Scandentia, Tupaiidae.
AGGAGCUCCGAAGUCGCGACCCAGACCUCCGUCCUCCAGACCGACUCCCAGCCAGCCUGAGCAGCCACCUCCCCUGCUCCCAAAACCUCUCUCGCUCAAUCGGUGCGAUCGCCCCGGAGGUCCCGUUCGUGCCGCGGGCAUGGCUGCCAGCACCGCGGACCCUCAGCCAGGCUGGAUCUCCGGAGUCUCGGCUUUGCAGAGGGACACUGAAGACACUGAGGAGAAGGCUCUCCUGUCCCUAACAGAUCAACAGCCACCACUCAGCGCUAGCACCCCCUUGCACCCCAUGGCUUCCACAUGCCCGCAGAACACCAAGCCCCACUCCACACGGAUGGGUGUCUCCACCAACACGCGGUUGGCUCCUGAGUCCCUGGAUCCCCACACCCUGCGACUGCUGUGGGGGCAGCGAGAACUGGAGAUCCAGGCACUGCGGUGGGCUGUCCAGAAUGGCCAGGACGCCCGGCACUGUCACAUCCUACAGGAGGUGGCAGGGCUUCUCCCCGAGAGGAGCUCCCGCAAUCAAGAAAAGUUUCUGCAGAGCCAGAUCCAGAAGCUGACCCUGGAGCUGAAAGAGCAAAAGGAACAAGCCCAGCUGGAGAAGCAGCACCUUGAGGAGCAACUGCGGCUUACCACCAGCACGUUGCAGCAGCUGCAGGCUGAGCUGCAGACCUUCCAGAAAUCUUGCCUCCUGCAGCUGGCCCGCUCGUCCUGGGUAGGCCGCGUUCUGAGAUCUCAGACUGGCAGUGUGGAGGUGGUGACAGCAGAGACACUGAUGGACUCCUGUGAGCUCUCUGAGAGUGAUCAGACCCCUGUUGGUGGGGAGGGCUUCCGACUGGAGGACGUGGACUGGAAUAGCAUCGCCCACCGAUACCCCAACCUCUUCACGAGCAUCCACUCUAACUCGGAUCAAAAGCAGACCCGGCGCUGGCCGUCCCUCCCGCUGGACGCGAGUAGCUCAGAGUCCCACCGGGACCGUGUGACGGGUCGUCUCAAGAGCGUGGAGUGGAGCUCCUUGACCUGGGUGGGCACCAGCAGAUCCGGCAGCACAGACUCAGACUCCAGCAGCUGCCAGCUGGCCCUGAGUUCUCUAGUGCAGGUGACCGGGGACCCACCCCAACAGCCAGAUCACGCCUCUUCAGAGCAGAUCCAGACCCUGAAGAACUUCAGUGGAGACUCGGAGCCAGAAGGUGGAGUGGGGCGGGGCUCUGUGAUCCGAGGGCCCGAGCCAGGUUUCCAGAAAACCUCAGACUGGCCUGGUGAGACGGCCCUGGAACCUGAGCCCCGUGCAGAUCUCGCUCACCAUUGUCCGGACCCCUGGCCGAGGCCCACCAGCUACUCCCUGAAGAUCGUGGCCGUGAGCUGCCGCGGGAAGUUUGUGCGCGUCUUCAACCAGUCUCUGGAGGACACCGCCGACCUGAGCGACUUCAUGCUGCAGCAGCUGGUGCGCGACUUCCCGGUGUGCAUGUACCGCUUCCCGCCCGGCACACUGCUGGCACCGCGGCACCACAUCACGGUAUGGGGCGAGGGGACCAGCAGAACCAGGAAAGAGCCGUCCUUGUCCUUGGGCCGGGAGCCCGUCCACUUCCGCUCCAGUCGGGGCUGCGUGACCCUUCUCCUGAACCCCAAGGGCGAGGUCCUCAGCCAACACCAGGCCCCGCACUCCGUGACCCCGGUCUCCAGAAUCUUCGUGAACAACACCGACUUGUCCAUUGAUUGCUUCCCGCUGUCUGAGGCCCAGCCCGACACCGACGCUGGCAACACUGGCGACACUGGCCAGCAGAAGCGCCGGCCUCGACCCCCGUGCAAGGGCCGGGUGCAAGAGGCCAGGGCCAAGCUCCGGAAGCCGGGGACACGGGGCACUUUGCCACUCCUGGGCACCAGCAAGCCCUGCCACCCGCGGGAGGUGCCAGCUCGGCCAGAACGCGCCGAGACCAAGGCACCAGAGCUCCUGCCAACCAUCUCAGGCGAGGGGGCGCAGGAAGCAGAGGGACAGGAGGGCAGCCUGCUGAGGGGACGCCGCCAGCCUGACCCCAGCCCCAUCAUGUCACACGCAGAGACCGAGGCCGAGUCGCGCCUCCAGGACUGCCGGGCCAGGAAGGAGCACAAGGUCCGGGUGUGCCGGAAGCGCGUGGACCGGAGCUGCUAA